Messenger RNA from Porites evermanni, 1729 nucleotides. The record is from the annotation of a GenBank genome assembly. NCBI's taxonomy places the organism in Eukaryota, Metazoa, Cnidaria, Anthozoa, Scleractinia, Poritidae.
AUGGAAAUUUUAAGAACGUCAUGGUUGCUUGAUGAGUUCCAGCAGUCUUUCCACAGCAAGAAUGAUUACGCAGCACCCCUUGAACACACACUAGGAGUGUGUCCUGAGCUUGAGGAAUACAUGAAAGAAUUCCAACUAAUUGUGACUGGAGACAACCCAACCUGGAAAUAGAAUAAAAGCUAGUUGCAGAGGUAGCUACUUGGACGUAAAAAAAAAUACGGAAGCAAAGAGCAAAAUAAAACAACUGCACUAAAAAGAUGAAAGGGGAAACAAAACAUUAGUCUGAUGAAUAAAAAAAUAAUCUGUAUAAAAAGACAAGAAAAUAGCCAAAGAAUCUAGUCCAUGGAGUAGUGUCCUCCAAGCACAUAAGAAAUAAUUUUUAACACUUAAUAACAUUGAUUAGGGCUGAUAGCAAUACAUUCAUGCCUUCCUGAAAUAAACCUAUUAUACUGCAGUAACAUUAAACAACCUUUUUUUCUUAUAAUCUACAUAAUACAGUGGCCAAAUGGAUCAUCACAGACAAAAACACCAUUAAUGAUUCCAUGGCAGGGUCCAUUCCAUGUAUCUCUUAAUGCAGAGGAGUCAACCAUUCAAGUGUUCUGGCCUGUUUUUGAGAAUUUAUAUAAAGCUGUAUUUGGAAGGUUGGUCAAAUUUAGAGAAAAAUAAGAAAUCAAAAGCAGUAUGCUUCAGCUUCGUACACCUGUAGGUUGGGAGAAGCUAUCAGAAGGUCACAAAAAUAAUAAUUAUUGUAUUUACUAAAUUUUUAGAAACAAGAGAUUUCCCAAGAAGCAAAAAAUCUGAAAAAAUUUCUUUAGUAUCAUCACUUGCAUUUGGAGGCCGGCUUAUAGUUCGCAAUGUGGUCUUGGAUUUGUUUAGUUCAAGUAAAGAUCCACAGUACCCAAUGUUGGUCAACCUACUCGAUGAAAUAACAUGCUUCAAUACGUACUACUACCCUGUAUUCUUUCGUGGUAGAAACUUUGACAGCUGGAUGCAGUCCAUGCUGAGGGCUUCCACGAUCUUCAUCAACUUCAGACGCAGAAACUACGACAAGGCAACCUUAACUCAGUUGAGUGAUCUUCUGCUCCAUGUAUCAGACAACACAGACCUUGGAGAAAAGAUGCAAGAGUUCCUGCAAGUUUUUACUGAGAAACUCCAUCCCAUAUUACGACGGUAGGAAAAAUAUUACACUUUUGAAUUUAACUAGGAAAGAUACAAAUGAUAAAGGAUAUCUUAACACAAAAGUAUUCAUUGUUUUUAAGUUGACUUUGGCUUUGGUAAUCGUCUUUUUGGUCCUUGGGGCCCUUUGAUAAAAGUCUUCGCUUAAAGUCACAAAAGUCUUUUGCUCUUGUAGCUUACUUAAACAAUGAAAAAAUUGACUAUUUGAGACAUUGUCCACAAAGUUACUAUAAUAAUAAAAUAAGAGUUAUAUUAUUGAUUACGUUGUUACAGCAAUGUACCUAUUUGGGCUGUUCCACAACUGAUAAACACGAUUACCCAUGCGCUAAGUGGAAGACGCUUCGAGGCUGAUUUUAUGGAAUGGUUUUUACCAAACUGCUUACGAGGAUGCAGUAACAAAGACAUUGCAGAGAUGGCAUUAAAAUCGUCUGAGUUCCUGUUUGAAAUUUUGUCUAAAGUAUGGAUGACGCUUGGCCAAACAGCGAAAGUCCGACGUGGAAAUCGUAAAUUCCAGGUGUUAACUCCAUUAAACAAUUUUACUCAAGCUGGCUGA